Messenger RNA from Ordospora pajunii, 498 nucleotides. RefSeq lists its product as uncharacterized. The transcript has a single exon. Lineage: Eukaryota; Fungi; Microsporidia; Ordosporidae. The coding region runs from base 1 to 498 and encodes 165 amino acids. The record is from RefSeq and is a predicted model, not a curated record.
AUGAUAAAUACACAUAAGAAGCGGCUGCCAAGAAAUAUAGCAUGCAUAGCAUUUCAUAUAGAACACCACAACUCCCAUAUGUUCACAGUAAUAAACUCUGUAAGUAACUCAGCUACAAAAAAACUCGAAGACAGGGAAAAGACAAAAAUACUUACAGAAUACAACAAGGCACUGAGCACAAUGAAAAUCGACAAGUUCCUGGCAAUCAGUCCAAAACACCAGGUAAAUAUCGCGCUGCAUGCCAAAGCAACACAGUACUUGAUGUCAAACUACACCCAAAAGAAAAGCUUGGCAGACAUCGAGGAAAACAUCCACAAAUACAGGUUUAUUGAGCAUAGAGAUGCACUGCUCAACAUUGCACGAAGAUCAAUGGAUGAGCAGGAAAACUACAUAAAGGCAAGAAAAAUGCUCAACAUUGCGCGGCAGAAACAUUUUACAUGUAAUGAAUUGUACGAGCUCGAGCAAAAGCUGGAAAAUGAAUGGAUUCCAAAACAAUAA